CGCUUCCUGAACACGUCACGUCUCCAGGAGGGUGGGCGUGUCGCCGAUGACGUCACGCAAACUUUAAUUUGUGACUUUGGGUCGCGGCCGCCAGGGCUUCCAGCGCUUUAAAGGGAUCCGCGCCGGAUGGGUGACGGGCCGAGUGUUUCGCGCAGCUUCGAAGCGGUGUUUUUUUUUUGGUUCGUGCGCGUUUGUUCUUACGUUCUGCCACUUAUUACAGCCAGGGACAUGUCUGUGAUCACGUGUCGCGUGCAGUACCUGGAUGACGCGGACCCUUUCGCGUGCACCAAUUUCGCGGAGCCGCGCAGACCGCCGCCCUACACCUUCUACGAGCACGUGCCGCUGAGCGAGCAGAUCGCGGGGGUCCACAAGCUGCUGGACGCUCCGCUCAAGCUGGAGGAAUGCACCUUACAGCUCUCUCCCGGAGGGAACUACCUGGACUUGGAGUCGUCCCUGGCAGAGCAGCGUGACGACCUGGAGCUCUUCUACGAAGACGUGGCCCAGGGGAAGAAGCCCAUCCUGAUCCUGCGGACCCAGCUCUCGGUCCGGGUUCACUCCAUCCUAGAGAAGCUGUACAACUCCAAUGGACCUGAGCUUAGAAGAUCCCUGUUCUCACUUAAGCAGCUAUUCCAGGACGAUAAGGACCUGGUGCCAGAGUUUGUGAAUUCUGAGGGUCUGACGUGUUUCAUAAAAGUGGGAGCGGAAGCUGACCAGAACUACCAGAACUACAUCUUGAGAGCCCUCAGCCAGAUCAUGCUGUUUGUGGACGGGAUGAACGGAGUCAUCCAGCACAAUGAAACGCUGCAGUGGCUGUACACGUUGUGCGGCAGCCUGUCGCGGCUGGUUGUGAAAACGGCGCUCAAGCUGCUCAUCGUGUUCGUGGAGUACAUAGAUUCCAACAGCCCUCUGCUCAUCCAGGCCGUCGGUACCGUCGACAGCAAGAGGGGCGUGAAGCCCUGGACCUACCUGAUGGACAUCCUGGAGGAGAAGAAUUGCUCCGACAGCGAGCUACUUGUCUACACCGUGUCCCUCAUUAACAAGACGCUGGCUGCUUUACCGGAUCAGGACUCCUUCUAUGAUGUCACGGACUGCCUGGAGGAGCUGGGCAUGGAGCGCAUCAUGCAGAAGCACAUGAGCAGCAAGGGCACCGAGGCCGACCUCAAACAGCAGCUUGCCAUUUACGAGAACGCUCUGAGGUUCGAGGAUGGUGAAGUGGAAGAGCCGCACCCAAAUACCCGACGAGAGCGUCGGAAAGGGGCCCUGAAUGCAGAGGAGGGCAGGAGGAGCCGGAGGUCAUCGUUCAAUAAUUUAGUGGAUGGUUCGGUAACCCUUGCUGUCCCUCCCCCCUCGUCCCCUCGGUCGCCUGAGCUUCAUGCCUCCACAACGCUGCCCCCAGUGUCCGGUGGCAGUACUGCGCCCGCAACGCCGGCGCGUUCUUUCAUGAGUCAUUAUCUGUCCAGUAAGGGGAUUUCUAGGAGGUCAAGGUACUUUAACAAGGCGGGGUCACUAACCGAAGAGCCUUCUCCUGCCACCAGACCAUCUCCGACAAACUCCGUCCCUCUGGAAGAGCCGCCGCCACUGCCGGACCCUCAGCCACAGAUGGAGAGCAGAGGUGCUCUCAGCCUGGAGGCUUGUACAAUGAACCUGGACAAACCGGUUCUGAGGAAGUUUAAGGGCACCUUUCUACGGAACUUGGAGGCCACACAGUGGGAGCACAGGAAGAAGCAAUCUUCUCAUGGGAAACCUUCUACUGAGGAGACUGCGGAAGAACCUGAAGACCUCGCUUCCAACACUGUGGAGCCGACGUCCAACACCAUGGAACCAACCUCCAAUAUAUCGGUCAAAACAGGAUGGACGGGGAGCGACCAGCCCAGCGCACAAGGGCGGCACCACCAGGAAGCACGUGACCCAGAGCCCAAACUGUCCUUUCUCCCUUCAGAACAGCCUGAGGUCAAAGAGGAGGCUCAUGAUGAACUGGGUGUCAAGCGACAGGGCAGUGUGGCGGAGCAACGCCGGACCCUCUCCAGGGACAGGAAGUUCAUGCUGGACAUGCUCUACGCCAGGAGUCCCUCAGGAUCCUUGACAAGUCCGUCAGAAGAGCAGUGCCCGGAGGGAGGCAGGGCUGGCGAUGGGGACGAGUCUCCGUCUCUUAUGGAGAAGAAGCAGCUGUUCCUUCCCAGGGGCAAGGUGGAGAGCCCCCAGAAGGCAGAGCUGGAGAGCCUGGGUGGACGCGCGAAGGCAGCCAAGGCACGGCUGGCGGAGGAACAGCAGGGCCGGGCCGUGAGACCCCAGUGCAGCAUCGAUGCAGAAAUGCACUCGCACAAUCUGGAGACCACACUAAUGAUGCCGCUCUCCCGGGACAGCAAGGGUGCGUGGGACAGGCUGCAGCCCACCUCCCGAGCGCUGAAGAUCAAAGACCUUGACUUCUCUGACCUUCUGGAGGAGGAGGACAUCGACGUGUUGGACGCGGACUCGUUUGACGCGAGGGUGCCCAACGGGAUACCUCCUCCCCCGCCAACCCUGGCGGGCCUCGGGUCCCCUCUGCCACCCACCCCACCCCCUCCUCCUCCUCCUCCACCCCCUGGAGUCCUGGGACUGGGGUCUCCGCCCCCUCCACCCCCUCCACCCCCUCCCCCACCUGCUGGAGGUGUGUCUUCCCCUCCCCCAGGCAUGCCCCCGCCACCCCCCCAUCAGGGCACAGAGAGUGCAGUUUCUAAGAAGAAGAAGACGGUCAAGCUGUUCUGGAAGGAGCUCAAGCAGUCCGACAGCCCUAGGAAGUCCAAGUUUGGCCGAGGAACGGUGUGGGCGUCUUUGGACAAAGUGGCCGUGGACUCAGCCAAGCUGGAACACCUGUUUGAGUCCCGUGCAAAGGAGCUGCCGGUGGCCAAGAAAGGGGCAGAGGUAAAGAAGUCUGAGAUCCUGGUGUUGGAUCCCAAAAGGAGCAAUGCUAUUAACAUUGGCAUGACCGUUCUCCCGUCGAUAAACAUCAUCAAGAAUGCCAUUCUCACCUUCGAUGAGUUUGCAAUUACCAAAGAAGGCAUUGAGAAAAUCCUGACCAUGAUGCCAAGCGAUGAGGAAAAGCAGAGGAUCCAGGAGGCGCAGCUAGCCAAUCCAGAUGUGCCGCUGGGGUCAGCAGAGAAGUUCCUGUUCACCCUGUCCUCCAUCAGUGCCCUGAGUGCCAGGCUGCAGCUGUGGGCCUUCAGGCUCAACUACGAGACCCUGGAGAAGGAGGUGGCAGAGCCCUUGUUUGACCUGAAGCUGGGUAUGGAGCAGCUCGCCAUGAACACAACGUUCAAGAGGAUCCUCGCAACCCUGCUGGCCAUUGGAAACUUCCUUAAUGGUUCCAACGCCAAGGGCUUCGAGCUCAGCUAUCUGGACAAGGUAACGGAGGUGAAGGACACGGUGCACCGGCAGUCCCUCCUGUACCACACGUGCCACGUCGUGGUGGAAAAGUACCCGGAGACGUCGGACAUGUACUCGGAGAUUCCUGCCAUCACACGCUCUGCCAAAGUGGACUUUGAGCAGCUUUCAGACAACCUGGUGCAACUGGAGCGGAAGUGCAAGUCAUCGUGGGACAACCUGAAGGUGAUGGCCAAGCACGAGGCCAAGGCAGAGUUGAAAAACAAGAUGACCGAGUUCCUGAAGGACUGUACGGAGAGGAUCAUCAUCCUGAAGGUCGUGCAUCGACGCAUCAUCAACAGGUUCCAUUCGUUCCUGCUGUACCUGGGCCAGCCGUCCUACUCGGUGCGGGACAUCAAGGUGACCCAGUUCUGCAAGAUCAUCAGUGAGUUCUCCCUUGAGUACCGCACCACCCGGGAGCGAGUUCUAACCCAGAAGCGCAAGCGGGCAGCCCACCGUGAGCGGACCAAGACCCGUGGGAAGAUGAUCACAGAGACAGAGAAGUUUUCCGCUGCAGUUUCUCCUCCACCCGAGAGCAGCCCUGCUCCCGUGUGGAUGACGGCGGAUUUGGAGCCAUCGCAGGAGGAGCACGAGAACAUGAAGAACCUGCUGACCGCCAGAGUGGACCAAGGCAUCAUGCGCCGCAGCCGCGCUGUCAGAAGCUUCGGGGGCACCGUCCCAGUGAACAGCAUGUCCGCAAAAGAGGACAGUCCUGGUUCCCAAGAUGACGCCACGGACGAAAUCAUGGACCGUCUCGUGAAGUCCGUCACGCAGAAUCCAACGCAAAGACCAUCCAGUCCGAAAACCCGCAAGCGUUCCCGCCUCAACCGGAAAUCCUUGCGAAGAACCCUGAAAAGUGGCCUCAGCGUGGACAUGGUGCAGGCCCUGGGGCUGAGCAAGGGUAACGAGCAGAUGUGAGAGGACACCUGAGAAGGUCCCGGCCGCCGAGACCCAUCGGCGGGGAGCGGGAGGGGCGAGGUGUUUCGGAGGCGGUCGCCACCAGACGAUGUCGCAGAGACCGGCGUCGCCACGGAUCACAUGUUAAACGUGCACCUGAAUCACUUGCGUGUUGUACACCUGUACUGAAGGUGUUCCUCAUGAAGCUCCGGUGAACCCGUCUCAGCAGCUGCCAUGAAAGGAGGGCGUUUCCAAUGAUGCAAGCUGCUCUUUUUAUAGUAAUUCAAAUUUGCUGCUUUUACAUUUUCUUGUUACAUUCACAGAACAGUAUGUUUUGCACAUGAGCAAAAGCACUAUGAGUGUGCGUGCGUGCGUGCGUGCGUGCGUGUACAGAACUUGCAGUCGUCACGGUUACUGUGUCUCCAGCUUGUAUGGUCUAGUUUUGAGGUGUGUGGAAGCGGGGCGUCUGCACGGCGCACCUGAGCAGGGGGGUCACACUCCUCCGCUUUAACUUGCAUUUCCCGUGGAUGGGAAACGUAUCUGCGUCACGUGUGUGUUCAUCACAUUGCCGUUUGGGCCAUUUAUGUAGUGAUUCCCCCCAACAAAUAUGCAUUUUUAUUAAUUAAA
This is a messenger RNA of Scleropages formosus (Asian bonytongue), 4923 nucleotides long. RefSeq names its product formin homology 2 domain containing 1 (gene fhod1). Lineage: Eukaryota; Metazoa; Chordata; Actinopteri; Osteoglossiformes; Osteoglossidae. Gene Ontology annotation, molecular function: actin filament binding. The record is from RefSeq and is a predicted model, not a curated record. Gene Ontology annotation, cellular component: cytoskeleton; cytoplasm. Gene Ontology annotation, biological process: cortical actin cytoskeleton organization. The transcript has 25 exons. Bases 127 to 4317 code for a protein of 1396 amino acids.